GUCAUGCCAUUUAAAUACGAUUACUACAAAUGCACUCGAAUGGUGUCGGUUCUGGUCAAAUGUGCUAUGGCUAGCAUCUAUCUGUGGGUGAUGCUCCAAGCUGCUGCCGUUAUACCAUGCGUCGAAGUACCCCAAGAGAAGAAUUACUGGAUUUAUCGAGAGAGGCUCUCCAUGAGCUACAGCAUCGUCGAUAGUAUAAAAGAGGUACUAAUUUACUUUCUGGUGUUCUGGAUGAUGUUUAAUUUGUACAGUCGUUGCCGCUGUAAUUUCCUGGGAAGCCGAUGCAUCAGCCAAACCAAGAACAUUCCAAAUUCGAAAAGCGGCCUCUUUAUGUUUAUGCACCCUUUCAUGUUGUUUUUCAUUUUCUUGUGGAUAAUAUCCAUGUGGUAUGUGCUUGGUAAAUACUCGGUAGUGAUCGAUUACACCACGAAGAACGGCUCCUAUACGUUACUUUACCAAUUUAUAAUGACCGUGAUGUUUAAGAUGCUCGUUUUGACUAACUUUUGCUCCACUUACUGGCGCAUUUUGGCGACCCUAAACCUUUUCGAGGAGGAAGCUAAAGAGAAUGAAUUGCUGAUAAACGACCAUGAUUUCGGAGAGCAUUUGAAUAUAUUAUUUUUUUCUUAA
Drosophila bipectinata is the source of this 627-nucleotide messenger RNA. NCBI's taxonomy places the organism in Eukaryota, Metazoa, Arthropoda, Insecta, Diptera, Drosophilidae. The record is from RefSeq and is a predicted model, not a curated record.